Molecule: messenger RNA, 564 nt
Organism: Aureobasidium vineae
Lineage: Eukaryota; Fungi; Ascomycota; Dothideomycetes; Dothideales; Saccotheciaceae
Source: the annotation of a GenBank genome assembly
AUGAAUCUGACAAACAACCAAGCAGUAUGCAACAACAACUUCACAUUGGAUCAAAGUCUCAACAGAUACUUUCUGGGCACAACGAGCGAUGUCAUCAACCCAGACAUCAACGAUCACGGUGAUACGGCUCUACACAUUGCAGUCCGUAAUCGGCACCACUCCAUCAUCCGACUUCUAGUCGAGACAGGCACCGACAUCAACUCACCAAACCACCAACAAAUAACCGCUCUGCAAAUAGCCCUCAGUUCGGCCAACACAAGUACUGCACAGUUUCUUCUCGAGCUGGGUGCUGAUGUUACCGGGACCACCGUCAACGGGGAGACGGCCUUACAUCUCGCUGCACGCGUUGGAGACGUAGCAAUGGUUGAGUCACUCCUACAACGUUGCCCGUCGAUAAAUGUGAGGAAUCACUGUGGAGAGACAGCGUUACACGCCGCGGUCACAGCCGGCCAUGAGGAAGUGGUCAGGGUGAUGUUAGCACAUGGUGUGGAUCCUCAGGCGAAAGUCGGCAUUCAAACACCUGUUGACGCCACGUUUGACUGGAACAUGAUCAUGGAUCUUUGA